CUGCACAGCUGGUUCUAACUUCACACAGAGAUAUUCAGCUAUUAUGUCUGUAGAUCUAUGCUUGUGGGUGGAGCAGUUAUUUGAUCUGUAUUAAGUUAUUGGGACUAGAAGUUGAUUCUUUUAGCUGCAAAAUUUCACCUCCACAAUUGAACAAAGAGCAACAAGAGUGUGGAGAGUUUGGAAGCAGCCUUUUUUGAAUGCUGAAACACUUUAGAGUGAGGGAAGACUGAAAGGCCUCCGAUUCUGUAGGUAAAAGGAAAGAAAUUGAUCAUCCCAUUCUUCAUUGUUCAAGUACCAUGUCUCGUCCAGGAAACAGAAGACCAGAAUAUCAUAAAAUAGAUUGGCAUUUACCAGCAAUUUCAUCCUCCGCUUCAGCACAUUCCAUGAACAGAGAUCUCUUUGUUCUAACUUAUGGAGCUUUGGUGGCCCAGUUGUGCAAAGAUUAUGAAAAGGAUGAAGAUGUGAAUAACUAUCUAGAUAAAAUGGGUUAUGGCAUUGGAAUACGACUAGUGGAAGACUUUUUGGCUCGUUCUUGUGUGAAAAAAUGCCAUAGCUACUCAGAAAUUGCUGACCUAAUUGCACAGGUUGCUUUCAAGAUGUACCUGGGAAUCACACCUAGUGUGACACGUAAUGAAUCAAGUAGAAAUGAAUUCUCACUAAUUCUGGACAAAAAUCCUUUGGUGGAGUUUGUAGAGGAGCUUCCAGCUGGACGGUCUUCUCUUUGUUACUGUAAUUUGCUGUGUGGAGUCAUUAGAGGUGCCCUGGAAAUGAUUCAUUUGACUGCUGAUGUUACAUUCUUACAAGAUAGACUUAAAGGCGACAAAGUUACAGAAAUAGGAAUUACAUUCCUGAAGAAGUUGGAGGAGAAAAAAUACAGGCGGAAAAAAUGAAAAACAACAUACAAAAGUCACAGCAAGUCAAUUUGGGAAGUAGCUAAUAGCUAAUCAUAUAUGGCCCUGCAAUUUUUAUUUUGCUAAAGUCAUGCAAGUUUUAAAAAAGCAUAAUAACUUAACUUAGCCAGAAAAAAAGGAAUUGCUUAGUACCAAAUAUCACAGCACUUUUUUUUUCCUGCUUGUAAACUUAUAUUUUCUCCUACUCUGCAGAACCACAGGUUUUUAAAAUAAGUAUUUCAUUAUGUAAUACAGUGAGCAUGAAUUCCACAAUAUUGCACAAUCCUACCUAGUUGUUCCAUAAUUGCAGGCAUGAAGAAAAGGAUAAAUAGUUAACAUAUCGCUUAUAUUGAGCCCACAGGAUAUUACUGGUUUUAUCAUUUUUGUAUCCCACACUCUUAGCAUAGUGCCUGGCACAUAAUAAGUGCUUAAUAAAUGUUUGUUGAUUUACUGAC
Messenger RNA from Antechinus flavipes (yellow-footed antechinus), 1345 nucleotides. It is a transcript of the gene TRAPPC3L, whose product is annotated as trafficking protein particle complex subunit 3L. The record is from RefSeq and is a predicted model, not a curated record. Lineage: Eukaryota; Metazoa; Chordata; Mammalia; Dasyuromorphia; Dasyuridae. Gene Ontology annotation, biological process: endoplasmic reticulum to Golgi vesicle-mediated transport; intra-Golgi vesicle-mediated transport. Bases 297 to 890 code for a protein of 197 amino acids. The transcript has 6 exons. Gene Ontology annotation, cellular component: TRAPP complex; cis-Golgi network membrane; cytosol.